Messenger RNA from Peronospora farinosa, 2358 nucleotides. The record is from the annotation of a GenBank genome assembly. NCBI's taxonomy places the organism in Eukaryota, Oomycota, Peronosporomycetes, Peronosporales, Peronosporaceae.
AUGAUGUCUGACGUAGCAGAACACAAGCGUGUAAGCAAUUUAUUUGCCCAAGUAGUGGCCAAUUCCAAGUCCCUCAUCAGUGGCGUUCUCUCUGUUGAUGAGGUGUUCGAUUCGGCUUCCGUUCAAUUGGUCUGGGGCAAGACAGAUUUCGUUAACAAUGUGAAACACAAGUACCAAGUGCAGCACCACAUAAGUGACUUGACUCAAAAGCAGCCCAAGGUUUUCGUCACGGGUUUUCCCACUACUUGUACCGACGACUACACGAGUGUUUCACCUUCAACUAAGCGCGUGGUAUCUCUAAAUCUUGAAAAAAGGAAGGGAAGUGAGACCUCCGAAGGGGUUUUCAAUGUUUUUGAAGACACUCGACUAAUUUCGACGUUCAAAGCACCCAAGACAUUACAUGGAAGUAUUUAUCUGGGAGAACGUGAAGGUGGCAUCGCCUGGUCUUAUGAUGAAAAGACGAUUGCAUACGUUGCUGAAAGAAAAGUUGUCAAGUCUCCUGCUUUCUGGGAAAAUGUAAACACUAUCAAUGAAAAAAAGGAUGUGGAAGAAAUGCCGCUUCCAGGUGCCAAGUUUGAAUAUGAAGAUGAUUGGGGUGAACAAUACGAAGGAAAAAAAACUGCGUCGAUUUUCUUGGCGACAUUGGAAACAGGAAAGAUUGAAGAGGUGAAGGGUGUACCAGCCAAUUUAACGUGCGCCGAUGUGGCUUUUGUGCCCGGUAACAACGAGCUAGUGUUUGCAGCAACUGAGACGGAUAAUCCGAAGCGACUUGGCAUCAUCUACUGCUACAAUCGCCCAAUUGCUCUGUAUCACGUGGUGUUGAACAAGAAAGACCAAGCUAAGAAUGUGGUGAAGAAGCUGGAGCUAAUUCCCCAGGAUGAGGAAAGCAAGACUAUUGGGACAAUGCGGAACCCGCGUUUCUCACCUGAUGGCAAACAAUUGGCGUUCCUUGCUACUCGAGAUAUCGUUACCCACGGAACGUGCAGUUUCUUGUGCGUAACGGAAUGGGCAACGAAGCACACAUCGACGGUGAUUCCUAUCAAGAAUGAGCCUGAUGCGUCUACUCGCGAUGUCACCAAGGCUUUUAACGGACUAUAUACUGGUAAGCUGACUGAAAGAGCUUGGUCGCCUGAUGGUAAGUACAUAUACGUGGUGACGCAAGUUGGGUCUCGUGUCUUGUGGAAAUACGUCGAUGUCGUCACGAAGAGCCUAAUCUCUCCGGAGUAUGUCGAAGGCGUGGGUGUUGCCAUCGAAUCAGUUCUCGACCGAAAGGGAGACCACUUCUUGGUGAUGGUGUCGUCCCCCAUACGCCCCGCUAGCGUCUUCCUCGUAAAGAUUGAUCCGACGACAGGAAAACACUUGGGCGCACCGAUUGUUAUUGAUAAUCAGCACGGAGAUGCAAAGCACAUUAAGCGCUGGGAAGUGUACUCCAUUCCGGCUUCUGUAUCUGAUGGACCAGCUGCGGAGAAGAAGCUUCCCGACACUCCCGCAGUGUUAAAAGACUUGCUGCUUCCAUCGGUCUCUAGCUCAAGUGACUACGAAGCAACUGUAAUGCUGCCGAAUAGAUUCCCGCCAGCCGAAGGUUUUCCCGUAAUCCUUGAGCUGCAUGGUGGACCGCACAGUAACUCGUCUGUCAUGUAUCGAGACUUGUGUGAAUUUUGGGCUGGUUUAGGUUUCGCAAUCGUUACCGUGAAUUAUCGAGGAAGCACUGGAUUCGGUAUCAAAGCGCUAGAGUCCCUGAUUGGAAAAGCUGGCAAACAGGAUGUAUACGACUGCCACUACGCAUUACUAUAUCUGCUGGAGGAGAGUUCAAAACUAGGCCUUUUCUUGGACAAGUCCCGUGUUCAUUGCUCUGGUGGCAGCCACGGCGGUUUUCUAGUCACGCACCUCAUUGCGCAGUUCCCAGGAUUUUACAAGUCCAUGGUAACGCGAAAUCCCGUGACCAAUAUUUCAAGCGUGUUCUACACUUCCGACAUUCAAGAUUGGGGUCUAGCAUGUGUAGGCAUCCAACGAUUUGAAUCAAUCUGUACAUCACAGAAGCUCCAGAACUCUAAGAAGGAGCUUCCAGUUCUGACUCCGGAAGCGCGUUUGGCCAUCCUUAGCAAGCUGUGGCAGCACUCUCCUGUGAGCAACGACCUAAGUAAGGUGACUACACCUGCGCUUUUUGGACUGGGCGGUAAGGAUAGGCGUGUGCCGCCCACCCAAGGCUUGGAAUACCGUGCUACCAUUGCAAGCUACGGAGUUCCCACGCAACUUCUCUGGUAUCCUGAUGACUCUCACCCGCUGGGGUCGGUGGAAGCCUUUGGCGAUUUUUCAGUGAAUUGGGGACUUUGGUUGCUGGAACACAAUCCUAAAUAA